AUGAGUCAGGACGCCGCGGAGCAGAACAUACAGAUGUGGAAGGUUAAAAAGCUCAUUAAGAGCCUUGAUUCCGCCAGAGGAGCUGGCACUUCCAUGAUCAGUCUUAUAAUCCCCCCAAAGGAUCAGAUCUCACGUGCCUCUGCCAUGUUAACUCAAGAAUAUGGUACUGCUUCAAAUAUUAAAUCCCGAGUCAAUCGUCUGUCCGUGCUGGCCGCCAUUACCAGUACGCAGCAGCGUCUGAAGCUAUAUAAUCGUGUACCGCCCAAUGGUCUCGUGCUGUUCGUUGGAACCAUUCUCACGGACGAAGGAAAAGAGAAGAAGGUUUCAUUCGAUUUUGAGCCCCACAAACCCAUCAACACCUCGCUUUAUCUCUGCGACAACAAAUUUCACACAGAGGCGCUGUCCGAACUUUUGGAAUCUGACUCCCGCUUCGGUUUCAUCGUCAUGGAUGGUAACGGUACUCUUUUCGGAGUGCUCGCCGGUAACACCCGUGAAGUGACCCACAAGUUCACCGUCGAUCUUCCGAAGAAGCAUGGACGUGGUGGACAGUCUGCCCUUCGUUUCUCCCGUCUUCGUGACGAAAAACGCCAUAAUUACGUCCGAAAGGUUGCUGAGCUGGCCGUUCAACAUUUCAUCACCAACGACAAGGUCAACGUGACUGGUCUGGUUCUCGCCGGCAGUGCGGACUUCAAAACUGAGCUCAGUCAGAGCGACAUGUUCGAUCAGAGACUUGCUGCUAAAAUUAUCAAAGUCGUUGAUGUAAGUUAUGGUGGCGAGAAUGGUUUUAAUCAGGCAAUCGAACUUGCCGCUGAAUCGCUUGCCAACGUCAAAUUUGUUCAAGAGAAACGUCUUAUACAAAAGUACUUUGAUGAAAUCAGUCAAGACACUGGAAGGUACUGCUUUGGAAUCGACGACACCUUGAAGGCGCUCGAACUUGGUGCUGUUGAGACUCUGAUUGUCUGGGAGAAUCUUGAUAUUACGCGUUACAUUCUCCGCAACGCUGCAGGAGAGGAGAUCAUCAUCCACGCAUACAAAGAUCAGCAGAAGGACCGCGAAAAGUUUAUAGACAAAUCGACUGGACUCGAGAUGGAGCAGGCCGAAGAACCUCAAGCCCUUCUCGAAUGGUUUGCAGAGAAAUACAAAGAUUUUGGAGCAGCGCUCGAGUUCGUGACCAACCGUUCACAAGAGGGAGCCCAAUUCGUCAAGGGUUUUGGUGGUAUAGGUGGCUUGCUUCGAUACAAGGUUGACUUCAACAACCUUACAUCGGUUGAUGAAGACGACGACGACGAGUUCUACUCCGAUGAGGACGUCAUCUGA
Molecule: messenger RNA, 1317 nt
Organism: Laccaria bicolor S238N-H82
Lineage: Eukaryota; Fungi; Basidiomycota; Agaricomycetes; Agaricales; Hydnangiaceae
Exons: 6
Coding region: 1-1317 (438 amino acids)
Biological process (GO): cytoplasmic translational termination
Cellular component (GO): translation release factor complex; cytosol
Molecular function (GO): sequence-specific mRNA binding; translation release factor activity, codon specific
Source: RefSeq, a predicted model, not a curated record